GGACCGGGGCACCGGGGGUGGAACGGAAAGAGGGGCGGCGGCGGCGGGGCCGGGCCUGGCCGGGCCGGGCCGGGCCGGGAGGUGGAACGCGCGGCCCCGCUGAACCCGCCGCGGGGCCUGCGGGAGCAGCAUGGCCGCCAGCCUGUGGAUGGGGGACACUGUUGAGCCUGGUUCAUGCAUGCCUGCUGGUUUUGAGUGGCAUCGACCCUCUUAAAUGAGUCUUCUUUUUGAAGUCUGGAGCCCUAUAUGGAUGAAAACUUUGUUUCAAGAGCCUUUGCCACCAUGGGAGAGCUUGUACUGAGUGUAAAAAUCAUUCGAAACAGGUUGACAGGAAUUCCAGCAGGCUAUUGCUUUGUAGAAUUUGCAGAUCUAGCUACUGCAGAGAAAUGUUUACACAAAAUUAAUGGAAAACCACUUCCUGGUGCUACACCGGCGAAACGAUUUAAAUUGAAUUAUGCAACAUAUGGAAAACAGCCUGAUAACAGUCCAGAAUAUUCCCUUUUUGUGGGAGACCUGACUCCUGAUGUGGAUGAUGGGAUGUUAUAUGAAUUUUUUGUUAAAGUUUAUCCAUCGUGUAGAGGUGGAAAAGUUGUUUUGGACCAGGCAGGAGUAUCCAAAGGUUACGGGUUCGUGAAAUUCACAGAUGAACUGGAACAGAAGAGAGCACUGACAGAGUGUCAGGGAGCUGUGGGGUUGGGCUCUAAACCUGUACGCUUGAGUGUGGCUAUACCAAAAGUUAAUCGUGUGAAACCAACGGAGUACAAUCAGAUGUACAGCUAUAACUACAACCAGUAUUACCAACAGUAUCACAACUACUACGCUCAGUGGGGGUAUGACCAGAACACGGGCAGUUACAGCUACAGCUACCCCCAGUAUGGCUACACACAGAGCACCAUGCAGACAUAUGAAGAAGUUGGUGAGGAUGCAUUGGAAGAUCCCACACCUCAGUUAGAUGUCCACGAAGCAAACAAGCAGUUUAUGGAACAGAGUGAAGAGCUCUAUGAUGCCUUGAUGGACUGUCAUUGGCAGCCUUUGGACACUGUCUCAUCAGAGAUCCCAGCUGUGUUAUAGCCUCGUUGCUGAGGCGUUGUGUCUGUGAGACAUCCUCCCCAUGUGCUCCAGACUGUUACUCUGCCCCCGGAUCCUGCAGCUGUGAGGGGUGGCCCUUUCCCCACCCAGGUCAGGUACUCGGAGUACAGGAGGACUGUGGCCUUUCCUGUAGAGAACAAGUAUUGUAGGAGCAUCACAGUAACCUUUAUUCAUGGUGAAGAUUAGAACUGCAACAGUUUUAUUCCUUUUGUCUUGAAAUGAACCCUUAAUACUUACUGGGAAUUGUAAUUUAUAAACUCAGCAAGAUGGCACAGGAGAGAGACUCUACUCCAUCGUACAAUAAAAAAGUUGGUCUUUUAAGUAAAAUUACCCUUUGCAUUUUGGUUCCUGCCCAUCUUUCUGCUUUGCUGCCCAUUCAACUGUCUUAAGUCAUUUGACCCAACGCUCACGAAUGAGUUAUUUCAAAAAAGAUCAUUGUUGGACACCACUAAAAUGUCUCAAAAUCUUUCCAGUGACUGGGUAAGGUUGCUGUAACUUGAGCAUGUGAUGAAAGCUUAUGUUGUGGUUAACUUAAGCUGUGAUCUUGAGCUUGCAAGUUUGAUAUUCUUAAGCAAUCAACCCAAAGAGCACUUCGGAGAAAAAAGACAGAAAGGAGUGUUAUAAAGCUUUUACCUGAUGAUACCUUGCACACCUGGCCUGCUUUUCCACCUGUGUAUGAGGAAAUAAUUCCCCAUGAACCAGCAGUUUAAAACACUUCUCUCAGCAACCAUAUUUAAAUGUUAUUUUGUGUAUCAUGCCUUUAUUUUUUUUAUUGUGGACACACCUUGAUGGUCUCAUUGAGAAGUUGAGAUUUUGUAGUGUCUUCCACUGUCCAAUCAGAAAGAAACUAAAGAUCUUGCAGCAAAAACGGGUCAGAGCAAUUGCGUUGAUAUAUUGUGCAGCAAAUGCUUGUUAACUUGGAAAGCAGUUUUCUACUGGAUGUUGUAUAAGCUGGAUGGACAAGCAAUAUAUUUAAGCUGAUAUGUUGCAUUAGAGGUGAAAGUGAAAAUAAUAGCACUUAUAUACAUGUUAUAAGCCCUUUUUCAGGCUUUUGUGCCUUAAACUCUUGGAGAAGUAGGAACAGAGAAACUACCUGUAAUAAAUGUCUGUCCAAGGAAUAGUUUGGUAACUGAAAUUGCUACUGCAGAGCAUUUCGUUGCCUCCCUGCCCAUGUUGAUGCAGAGAUUUGCCACAAAAUUUAAAUACUUUGAUAAAGCUACUUCUACU
Molecule: messenger RNA, 2316 nt
Organism: Pyrgilauda ruficollis (rufous-necked snowfinch)
Lineage: Eukaryota; Metazoa; Chordata; Aves; Passeriformes; Passeridae
Gene: TRNAU1AP
Product: tRNA selenocysteine 1 associated protein 1
Exons: 10
Coding region: 247-1071 (274 amino acids)
Biological process (GO): selenocysteine incorporation
Cellular component (GO): nucleus
Molecular function (GO): tRNA binding
Source: RefSeq, a predicted model, not a curated record